Galleria mellonella (greater wax moth) is the source of this 1544-nucleotide messenger RNA. Its product is annotated as protein FAM136A. Gene Ontology annotation, cellular component: cytoplasm. NCBI's taxonomy places the organism in Eukaryota, Metazoa, Arthropoda, Insecta, Lepidoptera, Pyralidae. The transcript has 4 exons. The record is from RefSeq and is a predicted model, not a curated record. The coding region runs from base 118 to 561 and encodes 147 amino acids.
UCAAAUUUUUUUGUCAAAAUUGCCGAUUGUCUAAAAUACUGGUGGCACGGUAUUUUGUGAAUCGUUUUCUCAUUCUUGUUUAUGUUUUUAUUAAUAUUCUAAAUUACACCCACCAAAAUGGUUGAAGCACAAAAAUAUAGGAUAGAACAGGAGAUGACCAAUCUGGUCAAUGAGUUAGACAGAAGUUAUCUCAGGAAAAUGCAAGGUGAUAUGCAUCGCUGUGCAGCCAAAUGCUGCGAUGACCAGCAGUCUUCACUAGAGAGAGUGCAUAGUUGCAUAGAAAAUUGCACUACACCUUUGAACCAUGCCAAUAACUAUGUUCAGGGAGAAAUCAACAAUCUUCAAAACAGACUGCAAAGGUGCGUCAUGGAUUGUAAUGAUGCAGCAAGAGACAGGCUAGGGCCGGACCCGAGCCAAGAGACUAUUGAUAAAUGUACGAUAGACUUCGAGAAAUGCGCAGUGAAGUGUGUGGACAAGCAUAUAGGACUGAUCCCCACCAUGAUGAAGACAAUGAAGAAGGUCCUCGCCAGCGGGAAGCCACCACCACCGAGGAAUGAAUAAUGUAUUUUUUCACAUGUGCAAUUUUACGGAUGUUCCUGUGUAAUGUACCUCGAAUUCUUCAUAACAUGAAUGGUUGCAAUACAUGAGUGGUGCCUCUAGUGUUCGGUUGCGGUGGUCAUGGAUGUUCAUAAGAGUCAGCAAACUUAUUGGAUAAAUAACAAUCAAUGUCUCUCAAAAAUAGUCUUGUUGUAUCAGCCAUUAAUUGCCCACUGCUGAACAUAGUUUCCCUCAUAAAGGGUUUUGCCAGUUGCAGGCGGGUUGGCAACCACAAUUUGGCUUUUAGUGAUGUUUUAAGAAGAACGUUGCUGCCCAUCCCUUCACCAUAAGCUCCCUUAGUCACCUCUUACGACUCCCAGGAGAAAGGAAGGGGUGGCCUAUGCGGGAUCUACACGGAUUAGAAUAGGCCAUACACAAAAACAGUGUUAUUACACCAAAAUUGUUAUUAGCUAGAUUGCUUAUACCACGUUUCUUUAACGAACAACGCCACUAGCGAUCAUAUGGCAAUAAGUGGAAAUAUUUUAUAAUGGUAAUUUUAGUUCCUGAAUAUCUCUGUAGAGGCAGCACCAUCGUUUAUUGCUGUUUGCUCGCUAAUCGUUUUCAGUUAAUACAAAACAUGUUAAAUUAUUUUGUAUUAUAGGAUUCUUCAAAAAGGGUAUAUUAAGGUAUAAAUAACUAUUUAUAUUAAAAAAAAAAAAAACUAUCUUAACAUAUUAGUGUAUGCUGGGUUAGUACCAGACCCAACAAACAGAUUUGCCCUCUGCUCAUUUCUCCUAUUGGCAUAAAAACUAAGCUAAGUCUCAAAUUGGACAAUACACAUUCGUGAAAGUUUCAUUAAAGUCAGUCGAGCAGUUUCGGAGAUUAGCCUGGAGGAAGCACCGUGACAUGUUUUUAUAUAUUAAAAUAUGUAAUAUAAUAUUAAAGGUCAUUACCAUAUCUAUGUUAUUAUUAUGUAAAUAGAGUAGAAUAAAGAGUUGUUAAUUAUU